Messenger RNA from Priapulus caudatus, 527 nucleotides. Its product is annotated as SH2B adapter protein 1-like. The transcript is spliced from 4 exons. The annotation marks the transcript as partial. NCBI's taxonomy places the organism in Eukaryota, Metazoa, Priapulida, Priapulimorpha, Priapulimorphida, Priapulidae. The record is from RefSeq and is a predicted model, not a curated record. Gene Ontology annotation, biological process: intracellular signal transduction. Gene Ontology annotation, cellular component: plasma membrane. Gene Ontology annotation, molecular function: transmembrane receptor protein tyrosine kinase adaptor activity.
AUGAAUCAAUUCUUCGCGCGUGAAAACGGUCGCACCAAAUCAUCGUCGCGCGGAUCGUUUAGAAAUCUCACUAGUCGUCUGACGCUCGCGCUCAACUUCCCGUUUUUCUCACCAGGUGGCGUGCAGUCGGUUCACGAGGACUCGGCGGCGGCGGCGGGGGUGGGGCUGGAGAACAAUGCGCCGGAGGUUCCACCGCGCGGCGCGGGGGCGCGGCGGGUGACCAGCGGAUUCCGCUCCCUGCAACGCAACAUGUCACCAGCAAGCAUCGUCGAACAUCUCAGUGCCACGCCGUCACCCGCACGAUCCGAGAGCGGCCUAGAUGCGUUGGCAGAGGGAGAGGAAUCUUCGAUGCAGGAAUCCCUCGAGCAGAGUCCGUGGUUUCACGGCACGCUGUCGCGCGUAGAGGCAGCGCAGCUCGUCCUACAAACGGGAACGUGUGGACAUGGUACCUUCCUCGUUCGACAGAGCGAGACGCGCAAGGGAGAGUACGUUCUGACGUUCAACUUCCAAGGUCGUGCCAAGCAUCC